CAAGUGUUUCUAGUGUGAAUACGGGAACAAAAAAUAAAAUUUAAAUUCUUCCAAAAAUUGCGCGAUAUUCGCGGCUUACGUGAUCGAACGUGGUCGUUUGCAAGAUGGAAUUGACAAAAAAUACUAAAGAUCAAGUUGAAUCUGUUCAAAUUGAAGGGCUUGUAGCACUUAAGAUUGUUAAGCAUUGUCAUGAAGAAGGCCCUGGAGAAAUAGCUCAGGGUGAUUUAUUGGGACUUCUUGUAGACAAAACAUUAGAGGUUACUAACUGUUUUCCACGACCGCGUAAUGAAGAUGAUGAGUACGAUGAUGAAAAUUAUCAGAUUGACAUGAUGCGUAAACUUCGUGAAGUGAAUGUAGACCAUUUUCAUGUUGGUUGGUACCAAUCAACAUGUUUGGGUUCUUUCCUCAAUCGAAAUUUUGUUGAAUCUCAGUUCCAUUACCAACGCUCCAUAGAAGAAUCUGUUGUACUUGUUUAUGAUCCAUUGCAAACUCAUCAAGGGAUGCUUUCCUUUAAAGCCUAUCGCUUAUCACAAAAAAUGCUUGAUCUAUAUGCCGGUGCAGAAAAAAAUUUUACUCCAGAAAUGUUAAUUAAAGAAAAUGUAGAUUUCACAAAUAUUCUUGAAGAGGUUCCUGUUACUAUCAAAACUUCCAACUUAGUUAAUACAUUAAUUUGUGAGAUUGAAGAGACCGUCCAGCUCCCUGAAAAAGAAGAGUUCUUAAGUUUAGCUACUGGAUCAUAUUUAGAAAAAAAUGUUCACUUGUUGAUUGAAGGAGCUGACGAACUUUGCCAAGAUUCUCAGAAGCUACACAAUUUUCAACGUAAUGUUGCUAGGCAGCAACAGCAAAUUGAUGCUUAUAAACAAAGGAGGGCACAGGAGAAUGACCUUCGUAAACAACGCGGAGAACAGCCUUUACCUGAUGAGGAUUUAAAUAAGUUAUUUCGUCCUCUGCAGCCACCGCAACGAUUAGACAACUUGUUAGCCACUGCUCAAAUUGCAACUUGUUGUGACCAACUGAACGACUACGCUGCGCAAUCUUUUUCGAAACUCUUUUUAGCGGAAAGUAUACAAAAGUUAGCCGAAGCUUAAGUAAAAUAAAAUAUAACAAAAUUUAAAA
This is a messenger RNA of Hydra vulgaris (swiftwater hydra), 1116 nucleotides long. RefSeq names its product eukaryotic translation initiation factor 3 subunit H. Lineage: Eukaryota; Metazoa; Cnidaria; Hydrozoa; Anthoathecata; Hydridae. The record is from RefSeq and is a predicted model, not a curated record. Gene Ontology annotation, molecular function: translation initiation factor activity; metallopeptidase activity; protein binding. Gene Ontology annotation, cellular component: eukaryotic 43S preinitiation complex; cytosol; cytoplasm.